UGAUCCUCAAAAGUCAAAAGCAAUCCUCUAGAAAGUCAAGUCUAGCAAAUUGCAGCAGAAAAGUCAACUAGACGAAAUUUCAUUGUAGCUUCGUGGAAACUUAGGUGGGAAUUAAAUUUGGGGCCACAUUCAAGGAGAGAGAUUUUUGUUUUGUUAAAAAUCAACUCUGCCAAAGACACCGAAAAUUUCAACAAAAAAGAGAGAGAAUGAGUUUCACAUUCAUGGCCAGAAAAAAAAGAAACAUAGAAAGAGAGAGAGCGUUUCUUGAAAAUGGAAGCAUGGUACUGGAGAAGCUAAUUGUCUCUUGUAAUGGCAGACCUACUCCUAUACGUAGUUUCUCUUGUGAAGAAAUUGAGAGGGCAACAAAUAACUAUGAUCCUUGCCGAAUCUUUCACAGAGAUUUGUUGUAUGAAUGGUACAAUGGUUCUUUUGAAGGCCGAAUGGUUUCCAUUAAGAAGUACAUAAAAAAAUUCGAGGAAGCUGUCUUCACCGAUAUAGCUAUUUCUGCAAAGAUGAGCCCUCACAAUAAUGUUCUAAGGCUCAUAGGGUGCUGUCUCGAGACUCAAAUUCCCACUUUAGUGUAUGAAUCUGCAGCAAAUGGAUCGCUUGCUUAUCGAUGGGGGGUAUCCAAUUCUAGUCUUAAUGGAGAACAACAACAGCGUGAGCCCAUGGCAUGGCAGAGCAAGUUAAAGAUUGCUAGAGAAAUUGCUCAUGCAAUUGCUUAUCUCCACACUGCGUUCUCAAGACCCAUCAUUCACAGGGACAUUAAACAGGGAAAUAUCUUUUUAGACGAACAUGAUGUUGCCAAACUAACUGAUUUUUCAGAGUCGAUAUCAAUCCCCGAAGGUGAAACUCACAUAGUAGAUAGGCAUGUGAUUGGGUCUCGUGGGUUUGUAUGCCCCCAUUAUGCUACCACGCUCCGUAUAACGGAGAAAAUUGAUGUCUUCAGCUUCGGAUCAUUUCUAUUAGAGCUUACAACUGGACAGAGGAUAUAUCAUCUAGCAAAAACAGCCGAUGAUGAAGGUGUGGAAUUAGAAGAUUACAUAGAAAACGUAACUAUAAAUGAGAUUGUGAAUUUAGCAAUCCAGGCAGGGGAAAGAGGAGCUGUUGUGGAGCAACAAGCACAGGCUGCUGUGAAGCUUGCCCUCCUAUGCAGAGAAAAGGAUCCGGAGAUAAGGCCAAAUAUGGUUGACGUCACAAAAGAACUUAGAAAGAUUGAGAGGGGAAGGAGGAUCUGUUGUGUGGCAACAACUACAAGCUGUAUUACAGCUGGCCCACAUAUGCAGAGAAAAGUAUCCAGAGAUCAGGCCUAAUACGUUUGAUAUUACAAAAGAACUCAGAAAAAUUGAGAGGUUCAAGAAUCUAUCCUUGAAUAAACCUUCAAAUUCUAUAGUUGAAAUUAUAUUAUUUGAGUUUAUUAGAAUGCAUCUUUUUAUUUCUAAACUUAUAAAAAUUAGAUUUACCAACUUUUUAUUACUACACCACACCAUAGACUAUUUAGAUUUUAUCAAUAAAUUACAAAUAAUAACUUGAUAUCUUAUGAGCUUAUUUAUAAACUUGCACAA
Messenger RNA from Quercus robur (English oak), 1565 nucleotides. Its product is annotated as serine/threonine-protein kinase ZRK1-like. The transcript has 2 exons. Gene Ontology annotation, cellular component: plasma membrane. The coding region runs from base 207 to 1313 and encodes 368 amino acids. Gene Ontology annotation, molecular function: ATP binding; protein serine/threonine kinase activity. Gene Ontology annotation, biological process: cell surface receptor signaling pathway; protein phosphorylation. NCBI's taxonomy places the organism in Eukaryota, Viridiplantae, Streptophyta, Magnoliopsida, Fagales, Fagaceae. The record is from RefSeq and is a predicted model, not a curated record.